Molecule: messenger RNA, 291 nt
Organism: Gongylonema pulchrum
Lineage: Eukaryota; Metazoa; Nematoda; Chromadorea; Rhabditida; Gongylonematidae
Source: the annotation of a GenBank genome assembly
AUGAUAAGAUUUUUAGAAAAGGAGGAGGAUAACGAUGUGAAUGCAUAUGAUGUUAUUCCAAAAAGUAACCCGAAUGGCACUCACAAUAUCACAGUAGAUUCUGCGGAGCAGUCAUCCAGUAGCGAAGAUUUGCAAUCGGCAGGAAAUCAUGAUUAUGACAAUCAGCUAUCCGCUUCCUCAGGUUUUUUACCACUCUCAAUUUUAGAUGCUUUUUCGCAGGAAGCACUGAAUACUGAUGCCAAGACGGAUAUGCAUCUCUAUAUUAGGAUAACAGAACAGUCGUUUAUGUAG